CUGAUUCCUAUCCCACACCUUGUACGAAGCCUAUCCGUGAAUUUCUGGCGUUUGUUGUUGUCUAAACGAUAGCCUAUUGCGACAAGGCAGGGGAAAGGUUCUAUGGCGGAGGCUUUGAGAAUAUUACACACAUCCCGAUAUUACUAUCCAGAAAACACCAAGACCCUUUCCAAAGGAUAUAAUAUCGACAACAUGGGGACUUGCCCUCUGACGAGUGUACCCCAAUCUCCUACAACACCGAUUACGCCAGUGACAUCAGAGAGCGCUAAAUCUUCAUACGGGAAGAUCGAGCAAGACACUUUCACCACCGCGAGAAUGGCAAAACAGCUCCGUAGGUCGGCUAGAUUAGUCGUCUUGGGAAAGGCAACGGUUACGAGCGAUGACCAAGUACGAGAGAUGCGCGCUGAUCGUGACGGAGAGGGGACAGCGUCAGUCGAAAAGGGCCAAGGAAAAUUCAAUUGCAAACGAAAAGCCAAGGCAGCUGAGGCGGCGAUGGCACUGGUUACACCAACGAAAGAGGUCUUGACAAAAACGGUCAUUCCCUCAGACACAGACGAAGAUUCGAUUGACGCUUCGACGCUUAUGGACCGUAUGCCUUGGUUAUUCCAGCUGGAGCCAGGACCAACCUGGGUAGCUCCUAUAGCUAGAAUGUACUAAUCUCUCAAGACGGCGAAUCACAAGAGCAAUUUAUGCUUAGACAAGACUUGGGUGCACACGCGCAUAUGCAAAGUUACUGUUGAGAGAUACGCCAAAGAAAGUGAACUCUUGGAGAUGGGACGUGUGCGCUGAACGGAUGGAGAAGUUAGUGGAGCAGAUUCGUACAGCCACCGCAGACGUGCAUGUUUUUCAAGGUUGUGUUUUAUAAAUUAUACCGAGGCUCUUAUGCUACUAUGUAUAUUAGAAUCCUGACUGUUAU
Messenger RNA from Exserohilum turcica Et28A, 916 nucleotides. RefSeq lists its product as uncharacterized. NCBI's taxonomy places the organism in Eukaryota, Fungi, Ascomycota, Dothideomycetes, Pleosporales, Pleosporaceae. The record is from RefSeq and is a predicted model, not a curated record. The transcript has 2 exons. The coding region runs from base 103 to 657 and encodes 184 amino acids.